AGUGAUGAAAGGCUGAAAUGCACUCUUUGGGGGAGAUUUGCUGAGGCAAUGUAUAAUGCAUGUCAAAAUGCAGGGACUGAGAGAGUGAUUUGCUUGCUUCGGCUUGCAAAGAUCAACUCAUUUAAAGGUGAAAGAGCUGUUUCAAAUUCAUUUGAUAUGUCUCUAUUGGAAAUCAAUGCUACCUACCCUGCUGUUCUUGAGUUUGUGGCCAAUUUACCACCUGAUGUUAUUCCACUGACUAUCGAAGACUCGAAGGCAAAACAAGUGAAUGCAGAACAGAGAAAAAAGGAUUACUAUGAUCGUUUUCCAAGGAAAACCAUCUCUGGACUCUUUUGUUUUUCUGAGACUGGAAAGUGCAACAUAAUUUGUACCAUAAUGAAUAUCGACACAGACUAUUCUUGGUAUUUCUUUAGUUGCCUCAAGUGUAGCAAAACUGCCUAUAAGAUUCCAAAGGUUGAAAAUGAGAUUGUCAAGAAAGGCAAGAAAGAAAUGUUUUGGUGUCCAACAUGUAAGGAAGACACUCCUAAGGUGAUACCAAGGUAUCUUUUAAACGUUGGAGUGAUGGAUAGCACUGGAGACACUAAAUGUCUUAUCUUUGAUAAAAGUGCACAAGAGAUAAUCGGUGUGUCUGCAGAGGAUUUGCUGGAAGGGAAGUGGGAUGAGGUAAACAAAUUUGUUGUUAAUAUGUAUAUAGACCAUAUUAUUCAAAUAUCUUAUAUACUUUUUUCAAUCUAUCAUAACAGAUUCAGGAUCCUACAAACUUGCCUCAGCCAAUCAGAGAUUUGGUUGGAAAGACUUUCCAGUUUCUGGUGACUGUUGGAAAGGAAAACAUCAAUGAAACUGAUGAUACCUACAAGGUUUCAACCGUUUGGCUGGGUAAUGAAUCUGACAAUCUAGAUACUAUUGAAGAUUCUGACCAGCAGACUGACCAACGUAAUGACCUCUCUAUUGAUCAGGUAAUGUUAGUAGGUGCAACCAAAAUCAAUCUAUCAAAAAGUUAUUCAAGUUUAUCACUAAAGGGCUGGAUCGUGUUUCAAUUAAAUAGUGAGUACCAUCAGUUAUACUCAAGUCAGGGAAUAAAUUAUGGAUACUUAUAACUAUAUAAUUUAAUGACUUUGUUAUAUGAAAGAUUAUCUAUUAUAUAUUGACUAUCCUGAU
Molecule: messenger RNA, 1158 nt
Organism: Arabidopsis lyrata subsp. lyrata
Lineage: Eukaryota; Viridiplantae; Streptophyta; Magnoliopsida; Brassicales; Brassicaceae
Exons: 5
Coding region: 49-813 (254 amino acids)
Source: RefSeq, a predicted model, not a curated record